Molecule: messenger RNA, 633 nt
Organism: Verticillium alfalfae VaMs.102
Lineage: Eukaryota; Fungi; Ascomycota; Sordariomycetes; Glomerellales; Plectosphaerellaceae
Exons: 3
Coding region: 1-633 (210 amino acids)
Source: RefSeq, a predicted model, not a curated record
AUGGACGUCAUGAGGUCGCCCUCGCAACCUGCGCCCACCGGCCUAGGUCUUUCCAUGCCUUCUCCACAACGAGACGUCUCGCAACCCGCCACCACCCUCAGCCCUGCACGAAAAGCGGCACGCGAAGCCAAACGGAGGAGAGCUUCACCACCCAAAGUCGGCACCUUGGGAGGAAAGGAGAGUGCAACACCAACGACUCUGAGUGGCACCAAGUGGACUGGAAAGACGCGCUUCGCAAGCUCAGCAACAUCGAAACCACUCCUUCCCGUCACGGAGCGCAAAUCCCAUGAGGAGAAAAACACUUCACGAAGGGCACGUGGCAGGGGCAGCGACGACAAGAUCGACAUCGCUCCAGAUGGUGGUUCGGCUGGCCGUGAUGGACGGCAGUUCACGGUGGCGAACGUCGGAAACAAUGGUCGCAUCUACCUCAGGCCCUCUGUCCGACCAGCACAUCAACGAUACCCCCAGCCUAAUUUUGUUUUCCCCAUGACGCCGCCUGGCACAGCUGGGCUUGACACAUUGGCAGGCAAAUCACAAGUCGCCGACGGUGUGGAACCUAUGACAACCACCAACAGUCUGUGGACGCCAUCGCCCUCUACCCCGGGAACCGUGCGGAAGCAUGGUGAUAUCUAA